AUCAUUACACAAACAUACACCUUUUUGUACAUUGUCUUAGGAAGGAAACCGUAUGCAGCCUCCGCCUAAAGACGUCUGGUUACCGGGGCGGAGCAAUCAGUGCGGCUGGAGUGUGUGUGCCACACGGGAGACAUGGCACUGCUUGCCAGGCUGAACUGCAGGGAGUACAAGAACUGGAUGAAGGCCGGCCAUUGCCUGCUGAUUCUGCAGAGCCGCCUGCAGGGUUACAUAGACGGGGAGAUGCAGAGGUUUCACCAGCAGCUGGGCACCAGGGCGCCCAGACAGAGGAGGAGAUGUCAGUGCCGUGCCAGAGGGAAGCAGUUUGAGCCCGGUUGUCCAGUGUGUGCAGCGUGGAAAGAACUCAUUCUAGCUCACCAUAACAACAGAAAUGGAGAAAUCUACUGGGGAAACAGCAACCCGUCACUGUGGCCUACACAAUACUGGGAAGUGGCUAAGGUGUAUAUGCCACGCGGACAAGCCCAGAUCAGAGGACCUGAGCAGUGUGAUGCAGCAGCUCUUCUCAACCUGAUAAAUAAUUGUGAUUAUUUCAGAGUACCAAACAUAUCGAGGGUUAGAGAGAUAAUAAAGUGCCGAAAUGAGUUGAUGCAUUCUUGUGAUAUGACGGUCUCGACUCCUUGGUUAACAGCCUUUGGACAAAAGAUGUACAAUCUAGUUACAGAAUUGAAACAUGUGCCUGGCCUUGUAAGAGAAUGUGACAAAAUGCAGAAGGUUCUCUUGGCGGAUUGGAACGUUGAAGAUUUAGGCAUAAAUGAGUUUGAUGGACUACCUCCUGAAGGAAAAAUGGUUCUGCAGGGGCCUGUAGCGCAAAUGCAGGGGCCUGUAGCGCAAAUGGCUGCCAGUUUAUCCAGUUUAUCUCCAUAUGAAGUUGAGAUACAAUUGAUAAAGGAGCUGAUCCAAGAAAUGUAUCUAGAGAUAGAGGAACAGAGUUCACUGACUAAAGAGGAUGAGGACAAAGUCAGCAAAAUAAAGAACUUCCUGUGCCAAAAUGAAGAUCUCAAAUUUGCUUUCCAAAAAGACAUAAAGAAGCUUGACAGCUUGUGUAAGACUCAUGAUGCAGAAGGCUGGAGUUACACACGGCUGUCUGCUUCAUUUUUCACGGUGUUUAGUUUGGUGAUUUUAACAGCAAUUUUUUUAGGUCAAAAAAACUGAGGCCAGAUGUUAACGUGUAUAGCAAUGGAUUGAAGAGUCUCCACACAGCAUUUUGGUGUUUUUGUAAUUAUUGCUCUGUACUACAGAAGCGCACGGCAUUAUCAUGAUGGAUAAUGCUGUGUGCCUCUGCCUGACCUUUCUAUAAUGGAAUCAUACUGACGGCUUUAUCUCAGUAUGGUUCUGUCACAAAAAGGUCUGACAGAGGCACACAGCAUUCAUGAUAAUGCCGUGCUCUUCUGUAGUCCAGACUGCACGAUCUCUCUGUCCCGGAGCGUGAUUCCCUACAAGGAAACGCUCAUGUGAAAGAGCCCUUAGGGUACAACUAUCUGUGGCAGCUCUGCUGCAUAAAAUUUCCAUAGGAUCUGGCUGGUUUUUGCAGCGGCAUUGUGGGGUUUCCACUGUUUUCUCCCUUUGCAUUGCAAAAGUUGGACGCUAUGGGUAAAACCUACAGCAUGCAUUGAUAUUCUGCAGACUGAAAACCCGCAGCGCAAGCCGCUUUACACCGCAGUUUUUUUUUCUGCAUGAUAUGGAUAGGAUUUCUGAAAUUUCAUCCACUUUUCUGGUGCUGUGAAUUUUCCCCAUCCUGUUUCACUGUGGAUAAUUGCAGCAUUUAUGCUACGAGGGUUGCCAACCGGAAUCUUUCUUUUUACUGGACAAGUUAUGCAAAAAUCACAGAUAGACAACAUUUUUUACUGACAAAUUUAAAAACCAUAAUGAAUAAUAAAAAUUCUAAGUAAUACAUUUCUAUAAGUUCAAUAUACUGAUAAAAACUCAUUACUAGUGUUAAUUGGAAACUGUGAAUUAAUACUAAUUACCACAAAGAUAACCUGCUCAAGUACCAUCAGCCUCAAAACAAAUCACGGACACAGGACAAAAGUUGCCUAUUUUUACGGACUGUCCAGGAAUUUCUGGACGGUUGACAACCCUGGUGUGACUGUAUCUGAAGGCUGCUCCGAGCAGAGAAGAAUGGUUCACUAGAACACUAGUCCUGUCUCAUCUGUAUGUGUCUCACUUAUGACCGACAUAAUAGUCUUUACAGUAGUGGUGUACCAGGAGCUGCCAAACUGUGGAAUCUGAUUGGUUGUUAUGGGCAGCUAAGCCAGUUUUCCCUUAUACCACUUUUGAUAAAUCUCCCCCAAUGUACUUUAGGUAUAUCUACUGAAUGGGACAUCUACCUCAUAUUUCCACUAUGUUUUCUUAGGCUCCAUUCACACGUCCGCAAAUGGGUCAGUAUCCGUUCCCCAAUUUUGCGGAAUGGGUGCGGACCUAUUCAUUUUCUAUGGGGACGGAAUGGAUGCGGACAGCACA
Messenger RNA from Bufo gargarizans (Asiatic toad), 2478 nucleotides. RefSeq names its product chromosome 7 CXorf38 homolog (gene C7HXorf38). The transcript is spliced from 7 exons. The record is from RefSeq and is a predicted model, not a curated record. Lineage: Eukaryota; Metazoa; Chordata; Amphibia; Anura; Bufonidae. The coding region runs from base 133 to 1170 and encodes 345 amino acids.